Messenger RNA from Aureobasidium namibiae CBS 147.97, 615 nucleotides. Its product is annotated as phospholipid methyltransferase. Gene Ontology annotation, molecular function: S-adenosylmethionine-dependent methyltransferase activity. The record is from RefSeq and is a predicted model, not a curated record. NCBI's taxonomy places the organism in Eukaryota, Fungi, Ascomycota, Dothideomycetes, Dothideales, Saccotheciaceae. The transcript has 5 exons. Gene Ontology annotation, biological process: phosphatidylcholine biosynthetic process. Bases 1 to 615 code for a protein of 204 amino acids.
AUGUCUUCAAUCUCCGACUACGUUGAUCUUGGACAGCCAAUGUUUUGGUUGUCUGCAGCUAGUAUCUGUUUCAACCCUACUUUCUGGAACUCGGCCGCAAGAUCAGAGUACCACAACAAGACCAUCACCAAGCUGUUUGGUGGCAACUCGCUCUACGGCUGCUAUGCCCUCGCCGUGACAAUCUUCACCCUUGGAAUCGUUCGAGACAGCAUCUACGAGCGUGCUCUCCGAAGCCAACCUACGCACCCGCUUCUACUCGGGCCCGUGUCUGAAGCCCUGGCCGUUGGUCUGUUCGUCUCGGGCAAUGUCCUUGUUCUGACGUCCAUGUACGCCCUCGGCAUUACAGGCACCUACCUCGGCGACUACUUCGGCAUCCUCAUGGACGAAAUGGUCACCGGCUUCCCCUUCAACGUCUGCUCGGCACCCAUGUACUACGGCUCUACCCUCAGCUUCCUAGGAUCGGCAUUGUGGUUUGGCAAGCCUGCCGGGGUGAUGUUGACAGGACUGGUAUUCUUGGUCUACAAGGUCGCUUUGACGUACGAGGAUCCAUUCACUGGUGGUAUCUACACCGAGCGGGAGAGAAAGCAGAAGGCUGAGGGCAAGAAGGUGCGUUGA